Malassezia sympodialis ATCC 42132 is the source of this 855-nucleotide messenger RNA. RefSeq lists its product as uncharacterized. The coding region runs from base 1 to 855 and encodes 284 amino acids. Gene Ontology annotation, biological process: SRP-dependent cotranslational protein targeting to membrane, signal sequence recognition; SRP-dependent cotranslational protein targeting to membrane. The transcript is spliced from 2 exons. Gene Ontology annotation, cellular component: signal recognition particle, endoplasmic reticulum targeting. Gene Ontology annotation, molecular function: 7S RNA binding. The record is from RefSeq and is a predicted model, not a curated record. NCBI's taxonomy places the organism in Eukaryota, Fungi, Basidiomycota, Malasseziomycetes, Malasseziales, Malasseziaceae.
AUGCCUGGCGAGGAGUUUGACGACGACUUUGAGGUACGUAUCCCGCUCUUAGACAAGUUUGAUCUCCCUGAGGCACCUCCCGUGCCUGCUGGCGGUAGCAACGCGCAGCAGAGUAUGCCGCCAGCGCAGAUGGAAAUGAUGCAGCAAAUGAUGCAGCAAAUGUCCGGCGGCCGUCCUGGAGCCCAGCCCGCACGCCAGUACCCGAGUGAUGUGGUCAUGGAUGGCGAGGAGGACGGGCCCCACAAGCACUGGACGACCGUGUACCCGAUCUAUGUGGAUGCGAAGCGGCGGUACCGCCACGGCUGCCGUCGCGUCGCGUACGAAAAGGCAGUGCUCUUUCCGAACAGUCUGUACCUUGCGAACGCUGCGAAACGGCUCGAACUGGAGUACAAGCAUGAGGUGCGCCUCUUUGGGCCCGAUGGCCGCCCGCUGCACGCGAAUAUACCUACGAGUGCGUAUGGCUCACUGACCGCAGAACAAAAGCUCAUCGAGGCAAUCAGUGAGCUGCUCCAGUCCAAGGCGGGUGGCGUACCUCCGCCGCUGACGGAGCGGCGUCGGUGCUCCCAGCAGUCUUCCAGGGCGGCUCUACGUCCGCGCCAGCGUCUGAUCCGCCAGGUUCCCUUCCCUGAGCCGCUGCCGCCCCACAGCCCAGCUCUGGCUACGGGCCUGCUGAACAUGGACAUGGCAAAAAUGCCUGGCGCCGAUGCGCUCAAAAGCAUGGGUCCACUGGGCAGCAUGAUGAGCAGUAUGGGCCUGGGCGACGACGACGAGCCCCCUGCCGCCCAAACGCCUGCCAAGCCCCCCCCUGCGCUGGGGCGUCGCCAGCGCAAACGCGUUGUGCGGAUCGGCCGUUAA